AUGCAGUCAGAACUGCAACUUUCCAUUUACGAUCAACCGCUCACCUUAACGCUGACAGUUUAUUACAUGUCUUUCGUCAGAAGAAGCGUUCGAAUCAAUAAUGAGAAUGAAAUGCCUGUGGAACUAGGCACUUCUCGUCCCGUAAAGCACCAUAUCGUACGAGAUGCGCAAGAUAUUGGCAAUGCGGAAAAGCGUCUGCGUGUUGUGAAGUCACAGAAUCUUACAACCAUUGGAGGGUCUCGUAGAACUGCUUUAGGAGAUGUGACUAACAGACGCGCUGCUUUAGGCGAUGCAACUAACAGAAUCAACAUCAAAAAGUCCAGUGUGAGCGCAAUGAGCUCCACGAUCGCGAAUACAGGAGCUUUGGCAAAAAAGAAGAUUAUUGCAAGCAAGCGCAACCUUAGUAACGUCAAUACUAGCAGUCGCGCGCUCAACACACACGACGCCAGUAAAAGGAACUUUGACAAUAUCAAUAUUGGUAGUCGCCUUGCUAGCUCAGCCAAAAGCACCACGUCCAUUCGAAGCGCUUUUAAUUCGUCCUCGAUCAGUAGCCGGAUCAGUCGUUCGGCUCCAACUACAGCCUCAGUCAUCACCUCGCAUGGUUACUUGGACAAGAUUUCGCCAACGAUUAAUGUCAUCUCACUCAUACCGGAACAAGAACAACAUGAUAUUGACCUUGAAGACAAAAAUAAUCCAGCCGCAUGCUGGCAAUACGCUGAGGAUAUCACGAAGUUUCAUUUGGAGACGGAGAAGAAAAGGAAGCCCAGUAGCUCUUAUAUGGCCCGCCAAUCGGACAUUAAUUCAAAAAUGCGUGCAAUACUUGUAGAUUGGCUGGUAGAUGUGCACUAUAAAUACGGCUUGUUGCCACAAACGUUGCAUAUUGCCGUUCACUUGAUCGACUACUUCUUGGAAAAAAACUUGUCGGUUGGCCGUCAGCGGUUACAGCUCGUUGGUGUGACGGCAAUGUUCAUCGCCUCAAAGUACGAAGAAAUAUUUCCCCCGGAAGCUGAAGACUUUGUCAAGAUUACGGACAGUGCCUACACGCGUGAGGAAGUCUUUCAGAUGGAAGCGAAGAUGCUUGCCACUAUUGGCUUUCGAGUGACAUUCCCGACUGCCUUUCAGUUUAUGAAGCGCUUCAUUAAGGCAUCCCGCACUUGUGAUGAUCGAGUAGAGCACUUUGCACACUACGUUAUUGAUCGUACCCUGCAAGAGUACAAGUUGAUGAAAUAUUUACCAUCUACGAUUGCCGCAUCGGCUGUCUACGUUGCGCGGACGCAGAUGAGAGAUACUCCAGCAUGGUCGUCAACGUUAGAGUACCACUCGUCGUACAGUGAGCGAAGUCUUACUCCCUGUGUCGAUGAUCUCAUGGAGAUGCUGUGGAAUGCUCACAAUGGCGUGGGUAAGCUUGCAAAACUUACUGCUGCGCGGCGAAAGUUUAGCAAGGAGCGCUUUCUGGCAGUGGCAUCCCAGCCGCUUAUGUUUCGUAAAAGCACUUAA
Molecule: messenger RNA, 1497 nt
Organism: Plasmopara halstedii
Lineage: Eukaryota; Oomycota; Peronosporomycetes; Peronosporales; Peronosporaceae
Product: cyclin b
Exons: 7
Coding region: 1-1497 (498 amino acids)
Biological process (GO): mitotic cell cycle phase transition; regulation of cyclin-dependent protein serine/threonine kinase activity
Cellular component (GO): cytoplasm; cyclin-dependent protein kinase holoenzyme complex; nucleus
Molecular function (GO): cyclin-dependent protein serine/threonine kinase regulator activity
Source: RefSeq, a predicted model, not a curated record